Messenger RNA from Sclerotinia sclerotiorum 1980 UF-70, 939 nucleotides. RefSeq lists its product as hypothetical. The record is from RefSeq and is a predicted model, not a curated record. The transcript has 3 exons. NCBI's taxonomy places the organism in Eukaryota, Fungi, Ascomycota, Leotiomycetes, Helotiales, Sclerotiniaceae. The coding region runs from base 1 to 939 and encodes 312 amino acids.
AUGCCUACUGCAAUUCUUCCUUCUAAGCCAGACGCCCCUGUUGCGUAUGAGCUCUUCCAAGGAGAUGCAGAAAGUAGCCUCCUUGUAGUCUGCCUUAAUGGUCUUGGGCUUGCACAAAUCGGCUGGAAACCAACUGUUGAACUCAUUCAGCAGUCGAGUAUCUCUCCAAAGCCAUGGAUCCUUACUUACGACCGCUAUGGCCAAGGCGCUUCUCCAAAAGAUCCACGCGAAAGCUUGCCGAACAAAGAGCCUGGCUAUGCGCACACUUUGGAUGAUGUUACCGACGAUCUCCAAGAGUUGAUUCAAACUGUUUCACCUGAUCGUUCCUCUCGCAUCGUUUUUGUGAACAACAGCAUAGGCGCACACGUCGCGCGAAGAUACGCUGACAGAUAUCCAAAAAUUGUCGAAGGUAUCUUAUUCCUUGACUCGAACCCUGGAAAUACCGACUACGCCGAGAUAUGGCCUAAUCCAAAGGACCCAUCCUUUGAUCUGGGAAAAAUGGCUCCUCCUGGCACCCCGCUUGAAGUAUACGAAGCCGCCUACACCAAGAUGACAUCAAUAUUUGCUCCAACCUCAAAAAACGGCGAAGGUUUUGACCGUCGAGAUAUCAAGACCAUUCUGCCAGACCCAUCAGAGCCCAAGCUUAAGGGAUCAAAAACUUCAGACAAAGGUCCUUGGGUAACUGUUGUGGGCCAUGAGCUCGAACAAUUCUCAAAGGAGGAGUGGGCAAUGUUGAAGGUUCCUUUGGGCAUGGCUGCCAUGUAUACUCAACCCAUGUGGGAAAAGUACAAUGAAGGACUUUGUAAGCUCACUGACCCGGACAGGGCAAAGGGGCCACUCAUCGCAUCAAAGUGCGGGCAUUUUGUCCACAGAGACAACCCACCAUUCGUUGCUGAGCAGCUAGAAGAUCUUAUCAUGAAGGUUGAAAGUUCCAAAUGA